UAGUGAUAAGGAUUGUACGAGACUUCAGUGCCCUGCAUUUGAAGAUUGUAGCCAAUUGUAGCAUUAUGCUAAUUGAUGCUAAUGACGCCGUUGGAAAGCCGGUAGCAGUGAAUGUGAUAACUACAAAAUGGAUAAUUUAAAUCAGUCGGAUGUAUCAAACUCGGAAAAAGUAUUACAAGAGGAAAAAGCCGUUUACAAACGUCGAUCGUUGGUGUUCCAGAGUCGUAUGAGUACAUUUGACGCGUAUGAAGGUGCACAACACAUACAAGGUGAAAAGUCUGUGGACAGUGGUGAUACAACAGAGUGUCCGUCCAAAAUUCAACAAGAGACAGCUUUUAAUUUAGAGGAAUAUAUAAAGAGCCUCAGAGAGGAGAGGAAAGAGUGGAUAGAAACAUAUAAACAGAGAAAAGCUGAACGAAGAAAACUGAAAAAGCAAAAGUUAUACUUAGAUACUGAAGGGGGACAGCCUUUAGAUCUAAGUAUUUUGUCAGAUUCUGAAAAAGCUUUCGUUACAGCUCGUCCAAAUUAUAUGUUAAUCUGUAAAAAUAAUCAAAAAUUAACAGUUACAACUUCAAAAAUAUCACUGCUAAAUCAGAUGAUAUAUGAAUUAAAUGAAAGAUUUAUUUUACAAAUGGAAAAAAGACUAAGGAAAGUUACAGACAAAAUCAUUGAAACAUCCGAAUCAUAAAAUUAACAUACAUCAUGGCAUAGGUAAAAUAGGUUAAGGUAAAAUUAAAUAGUUCGCAUAUAAAUUUUCUAUUUUUUAUUGUAACAUAUAAUAAAAUAAAUAUAUUUA
Hylaeus volcanicus is the source of this 796-nucleotide messenger RNA. RefSeq lists its product as uncharacterized. The transcript has 2 exons. NCBI's taxonomy places the organism in Eukaryota, Metazoa, Arthropoda, Insecta, Hymenoptera, Colletidae. Bases 128 to 688 code for a protein of 186 amino acids. The record is from RefSeq and is a predicted model, not a curated record.